Molecule: messenger RNA, 4732 nt
Organism: Phyllostomus hastatus (greater spear-nosed bat)
Lineage: Eukaryota; Metazoa; Chordata; Mammalia; Chiroptera; Phyllostomidae
Gene: FRMD1
Product: FERM domain containing 1
Exons: 13
Coding region: 757-2334 (525 amino acids)
Biological process (GO): positive regulation of hippo signaling
Cellular component (GO): cytoplasmic side of apical plasma membrane; cytoskeleton
Source: RefSeq, a predicted model, not a curated record
AGCCCCCAGGUCCUGGGUCUGCAGGGCAGCUUGGGGGGAGCCCUGAACCUGUGCGGGGCCGGGGCUGUGGGCAGUGUGGGCAGGCGGGGCAGGGGGAGGCUUCUGCCCCUUCUAACCCACAGGGCCAGAUAGCAGGGGCACCCAGCAUGUCCCCGGGGGUGUCCGUGCCCAGCCUUUCGACAGCUGGUUCUCAGCACCGGGCAGGUGGGCGGUGACCCGGGGCCAGAAAAGGGUCGUCCUCAGUUCCCGCUCCUGAGGGGACUCAGCAGCCUCCGAGGGCCCGUGUCUGGGCCCCAGCGUGGCCCCUGCUGUGCCGUGUUUGCUUGGUGACCACGCACGGGAGGCUGAGGGUGGGGUGGGGCUUCUCCUGCCCCCCUCUGUCCUCUCUCGGAGCCUCAGCAGUGCCCCCGGUCCUGGCAUCCGUGUCCAGGGCUUCCGUGUGGCCCUGUCCCCUGGCCCCCGAGAGAGGGAGGUGGCCCGUCUGCGAGGGAGUGACUCGGCGGCAGGCGGAAGGCCGUCCAGCCUGACACUGUUUGUUUGCAUUCCGAUCGCCCUGCUCGGUCCCAGCCCGUCCCAGCCCCGGACCUGGUCCCGGCGAGGGGCGGGCUGCCGUCUGGCCACCACGCCUGCCGUCUGGCCACCACGCCUGCCGUCCUUCCCGGGCCAAGAGCUCCCCAGGGCGCCCGUCCUCGGGGGGCCCGCAGCUGGAGGAGACCCCGGAGGCAGCCCGUGCUGAGGACAGCCAGGGGCAGCACGAUGACCGUGGAGUGCAGGGACGUGCUGGUGCUGCUGCCCACACAGGAGCAGCUGCGGCUGGUCGUGGGGGUGCAGGCCACCGCGCGUGAGCUGUUCCAGCUGGUGUGCGACAAGACCGGCGUCAGAGACACCCGCUUCUUUGGCCUCAGUGUGCUCAGAGAGGACGAGCACAUGUUCAUGGAUUUGGAGCAGAAACUCAGCACGUACUUCUCGCAGGACUGGGGCAGAGAGCCGCGGAGCGAUGGCGGGGGACCCGGGGCCACCUUCGUGACCUUCCUCCGGGUGCAGCACUACGUGGAGGACGGGCGGCUGAUACGCGACCAGGCAGCCAGGCGCCUGUACUACAGCCACCUGAAGGGGCAGGUGCUGCGGUCGCAGUGCGCCCACCGCGAGGAGGCCUACUUCCUGCUGGCCGCCUACGGGCUGCAGGCCGACCUGGGCAACCACCGGCUGCGCGCCCACGUGGGGCGGUACUUCGAGCCACACUCCUACUUCCCGCCGUGGAUCAUCGCCAAGAGGGGCAGCGCCUACCUGCUCCGGCACGUGCCGGCCCUGCACCGCGAGCAGCGGGGCCUGAACCCCAGGGAGGCCCUGCUGCGCUUCAUCCGCGAGGCCUGCCGCCUGGAGGACGUGCCCGUCCACCUCUUCCGGCUGCGCAAGGACAAGAAGGAAGGCGGACCGACCGUCGUCCUGGGACUGACCCCCGGAGGGGUGCGCGUCUACCAGGAGGCGGGCCGCGCUCCCCGGCUGCUCUACGACUUCCCCUGGGCCCGCAUCGGGAAGCUGGCGUUCCUGCGGAGGAGGUUCGAGAUCUGGCCGGACGGGCUGCCCGCCGCCCGGAAACUGGUGUACUACGCGGGCUGCGCCGCCCGCGCCCGCCACCUGCUGCGGCUGCUCCGCGCCAGCCACCAGCUGCACCUGGCCCUGCAGCCCGCGCGGGGGCGGCUGCGGCAGCUGGAGCAGGCGCCAGAUAAGACAAGCUGCCGAGAGGUGUACAUCGGCGACACGCUGGAGCUGGACCUGCGCCCGGCCGGCAGCGGGAACAGCGGGGGCAGCGACCGGCAUCCCUCCCGCCUCUCGCUCCUGUCCGCCGGCAGCUCCCACGGGCCGGGCCUGGAGCCCGGGGAGAUGUCGGUGGACGCGCCCCCCGGGGCCGAGGGGCUCCGCGGGAGUGUGGCGACCUGCAGCCCCAGCCCCAGCCAGGGCAGCGGGGACUCAGCAGGGAGCCAUGCACGCCCGCCCCAGGGGGACGCCCAGGACCCCGGGAACGCCUCUGGCUCCCAGGAGCCCUGGGCAGUGGUGCAGGUCACGCUGGUCAAGGUGAGGGGCCGGAGCGCCGAGGCCCUGCACCAGGUCCCCGAGCCAACCUCGGGCCGCGUCCACUCAGACCGGCACAGCCGCAGCCUGGAGGACGUGCGUCCACGCCCCGCCCCGCGCCCUGUGCCCGCCCCGCGCCGCUGCCCCCUUGGCGUGGGGGUGGACCCCAGACCCUCGGCCCUGGAUGGAAGUGGGUCCACGCGCCGCCCCUCCCUGCGCCUUCCUGGGGAGGACCAGCCCCCGGAGGAGUUUGUGGUGUAGGCCGCCACAGCGGGGCCCGGUCCACCCUGCACGGCUCAGCACACACAGGCCCCUCCACUCGGAGGGGUCCGUUCAGGCCCCGUAGCUCCGCCCACAUGGGGCUCAGUCCGUGCCGCACCCCCAAGCAGUGUGGCUGCGGUGGCCCCACCAGCCCUUUCUGUGCUGGAGGCACCAGGUGAGCCUGGUGGACAGGGCCUCGGGCUCCGCCCCUCGGCCCCAGACUCCUCCUCCCCCAGCCUCACCGGUCAGAGGUGUGAAACUGACUCCCAGGGCAGCUCCCGAGGUGAAGGGCAGGUCCUGCUCUCCUUGGGGGAUGUGGCCGGCAGAGGAGAGGCCCCGUCCGCCCCCAUCCACCCUGUCCACCCCGUCCGCCCCGUCCGCGUGGAUGGGCAGCAGGCACAGAGCCCCCCUGGGAGGCCUCCCGGUCAUGGUCCCUGCGAAGCCCCAGGCGUCCCUGGGCUGCCCUCUGUGGCUCCUGAGGCUCUGAGCCCCGGACCUGCAGACGGAGGCCCCCUGGGAGCGGUGGCCCAGCUCCGUCACCCCAGGCCCCGCAGGCAGUGGUCCCCCGUCGACGGUCGGCACAAGCGCCCCGCCACUCUGCAGUGUGGGCACCCGGUCCCCAGGGAGCCCCCGAGGUCCCCAGCGGAAAGCUGACACACAUGUUGGGUCCCGGGAUGCAGUGAUGGGAUGGAGUGCCUGCCCCCCUCACCCCGUGCCCGUCCCGUCCCUGGGGCUGUGGGCGGCUGUGCGUGGCGGCCGCGGAGCUCCCUGCCCGGGUCAGCGGUGCUGGCCCCUACAGGGUCACCUCCACUGCUGAGCCCGUCCCCGUCAGCAGGUUGCGGGGGGGCGGGGCAGAGACAGGGCUCCCUUGCCAGACCCAGCACACCCGGCCCUCAGGGCUGGGGGCCCGGUGCUGGCCUGCGGCCCCUGCAGGGGGGAUUCCCAGCAAGCCUGCCUCUGGGGGCCGCUGGCCCUCGCUCAGGCCUCGCGAGCAGUGGCCGUGGCAAGGGCUGCUGCCCUUCCCAGUCCGGGCAGCUUGAGGGCUGAGGCCUGGUCCCAGCUCGGGGCCCGGCUCGCAGGCGGCCUUCCUGGGCACCCCCCAGCCGCCUGGACAGCGCAGAGCUGCUGGGCCGGGUCCCGGGCUCCCCCCGACCUCGCUGACGGCCCCUGGGCUCGGCCCGCCCUGCAGAGGCUCCCGGAGGGGCUGCUCCAUGACGGGCGGGCUGAUGGGGGCGCUCCUCCCAGCCAGGGCCCGACCCGGCACCGGGGCGUGGGGUGGCUGGAUUCGCCCGUGGGCCCCUCAGGCCUCUCCCCGCACUCAGGGCCCGCACACUCACUCACACCUGCGUCCUCCCUGCACUGGGCCUCCGGGUGGCCCCGAGUGUCCGCCGGUCACUGCGAGCGGCUCCCACCCAGCCCUGCCCCUCAGUGUCCGGUCCCCUGGCUGCUGCCCGCUGCUCUGGGCGCCUCGGAGGUGGGGGGCGGAGCUCCGGCCGGGCCAGGGCAGGGUUCCCGCGCCCCUUCUGGGGAGGACAGGAGUGCCCACACCCGGCGUGCAUGAUGACAGCCGGGGACACGCACCCCCCGGCGGGCGGACAGCUCCACAGACGGGGAAGUUCUCUCCAGCUGUUCGGGGAAAGCGAGAGGGAACAGGUCCUCCCCCCUCCAGGCUCCUGCGGCUUUUUUACGCGAAGAAGCGUAACAGGCACAGCUGCCUCGGGAGGGGAAGUGCAGGGUCGCAGGUGCCUUCCACGGGGGAGCGUGUGAUUGACAACACUCCGUGGGGGGGGGGCACUGCCGCCUUUCCCCCCCAAAGCGCAGGGUGCGCCCCAUUCACAGAACUCGCUCCUGACCCCGAUGACGGCCUUUCCGCACACCAGUGAGGUGGCUGACCGCUCUCAGGAAACGGAGCUGAACCUGGUUCCUGACACCUCGUCACGUGGGGGAUUUCAUUUCGCUUUGCUGCUUGGAAAUUCGGGGCAGGGAAGGGGUUGGCUGUAGGGAGAAUGAAGUUAACUCAAACCUGGAAGGAAAAAAGGCCUGAGCGUGUGCGCCUGCGUUUUUCGCCGCCCCCGCCAGCCUGUGCGCACCCCCCUGUCAGAGCACGGCGCCCCCUGGACGGCAGGGGUGGGGGGAGGCUGCCACCUGUGCCCACGGGCCUCUCGCAGGGACUGGGGAGCUCGCCUUCCAGCCGGCCGCAGCCUCUCCUGGCCGCGCCUGUCCCGCCGGCCACAAGAGGGCGCUGGCGGCCCGAUUUGGGUGCAGGCGCCUGCCGCACCCAGAAAAGGCUGGGCUGGGCCCUGGGGGCUGGGUGGGGCUGCUCCGGGCGGUGCGGUCUCCCACCCCCUCUGGCCCCAGGCUGGAGCCUUGCCCGCAGGCCACUCGCCCACAGGUCCCU